GAAUCCCGUGCAGUCUGAGGGAGAACAUCCAGCCCCCCCCGUCAGGUCUGACCCCGGCUCCCUGCAGCUGCCCUGUCUACUGCAGAUGGUUCUGCUCUAACCCACGUUUCCAUAACACCAACGGGACAAAACACAACUGAUGAGUUAGGGAACACGAUGUGGGCUGAAUUUCUUUCAGGGACUAGUCCCGCAGUAAUCAGGCUCCUUAAAAGAAACCACAGGCUGCUCGUUUCACCGGGGUGGACAGUAGGAGCUGAUCAGCGAUCGCUUCAGUCGAUGCCAGUUAAGCGGCCUUUGCCUACGUUCAGUAAGUCAAAUUUGUAGCCAUUAAUGGCGUCUUUUGAACUCCCUGCCGACUGUUAUUGCGAGUCAAACUCGGAGACGCUAAGUCUGCUUUCGCCAUUGACGGCAACGUUGUUACCUUAUCAAGUGCAGAGGUGAGCCGUGGUUCCGAGAGGCUCCUCCCAGUCCGCCACUGCAUCCAUCCGGCCCGGUUGAGCAAGAUAAGAGGACUCGGCUUCGCGCUCCCGCAGUACAUCGAGCGGCUGCAGCCGCCGAGCAUGGGUCGCGUCGCUGCGCUGCUCCGGCUACAGCUGCUCCUGUGCACCGGGCGGAUCGCGGCUUUCCAGCUGACCGUCCUGCACACCAACGACGUGCACGCCAGGGUGGAGGAGACCAGCGAGGACUCCAGCAAGUGCGUGUCCAAAUGUUUCGCCGGAGUGGCCCGGAGAUGGACGAAGAUCAAGGAGCUGCGUGGCAAGGAGCCCAACGUGCUGCUGCUGGAUGCGGGCGACCAGUACCAGGGCACCAUCUGGUUCAACUACUACAAGGGCACCGAGGCUGCACACUUCAUGAGGAAACUGAACUACGAUGUGAUGGCCUUGGGCAAUCAUGAAUUCGACAAUGGUCCAGACGGUCUUCUGGAGCCUUUUCUCAAGAACGUUUCAUUCCCAGUGCUGAGCGCAAAUCUAAAAGAAGAUAAAGACCAAGUACCGAGUCUCCGUGACUACUACAGACCUUCUGCUCUGAUCAGUGUGGGUGGGGAGAAGAUUGGUGUGGUUGGGUACACUUCCAAGUAUACUCCAACACUUUCUAGUCCAGGGCCACAUCUGAUCUUCGAGGAUGAGAUUCAAGCUGUGCAGCGGGAAGUCGACAACUUCAUAAAGAUGGGGGUUAACAAGAUCAUCGCACUGGGCCACUCAGGCUUCGAGACAGACAAACAAAUCGCACAGAAAGUGAAGGGGGUCGACGUGGUGGUGGGAGGACACAGUAACACCUUCCUGUACACAGGCAAGGCUCCUUCCAGCGAAGUCCCUGCUGGGCUGUACCCACAUAUGGUCACCUCAGACGAUGGUCAGAUGAUUCCUGUUGUACAGGCCUUUGCAUACGGAAAGUACCUUGGACAUCUGAAGCUGACUUUCAACCAGGAUGGUGUGGUGACCAAGGCAGAAGGAAACCCGAUACUGUUGGACAGCAGCAUUCCUGAGGAUAAGGAGAUUCUGGCCGACGUUGACAGUUGGAAAAAAGCCCUGGCCAAUUUUGGAAAGGAAUACAUUGGACGGACUUUGGUCUACCUGGACGGAACUACUAAGUCUUGUCGGAAUCAGGAAUGCAACAUGGGGAAUUUGAUCUGUGAUGCUAUGAUCCGCGAGAGUGUCCGAAAACCAGAUGAAAAGUUUUGGAGCCACGUUUCCAUUUGUAUGACACAAGGUGGAGGCAUCCGGGCACCCAUUAAUGAACAAUCCGACAAUGGGAGGAUACAAAUGGAUAGCCUGAUGUCAGUUUUACCGUUCGGAAGCACCGUUGACCUGCUGGAGGUCAAAGGGUCUACAAUACGGGCAGCUUUUGAGCAUUCGGUCAGAAGAUAUGGAUCGAACACCGGCGAGUUCCUGCAGGUCUCUGGUAUCCGGGUGGAAUUUAACCUGAAGAGACCUCCGGGCUCCCGAGUGGUCAAACUCAACGUGCUGUGCGCAGACUGCCGAGUGCCCCAGUACCAACCGCUCCUUGAUACCAAGACCUACAAAAUCGUCACCAGCUCCUACAUCGCCAACGGGGGGGAUGGAUUUGCCAUGCUGAAGGAUGGGGCACUGAAACACGAUACCGGCAACACAGAUAUUUCGGUGGUUUCCAGUUACAUGAAGCGGCUGCAGGUAGUUUACCCUGCAGUGGAAGGGCGAAUCUUAUUCACGGAUAAUGGUGGGACCCGUCCCGGUGGUAACUUGACCUUCGCAUUAUCGCUCUUCUCAUUCCUGGCUUGGUCCUUACAAUUUUAGCGAUUCAGUGCAGCUGCUGUAGAACUGUUCAGUGAACUUCUUGAGAAAUGUUCAAUGUGAUUUUGACUCCUAUUCGACUUCUAUUUAAGCCAUUGGCGGGUUGAUCCCAAACCCGACCUGACACCAUCCAAUCAUCGAACUCAAUCAUAGAACCGUAAUUUAUUUUCUUGGCCUCUCCCUCACCCUCAUUGACCGAAGGAUGUUCAGAAGCACUUUACAGCCUUUAUGGUGCUACCAGAAACCUGCCUCUAUGCUGAUGGUGGAAUACAGCAGCCAGCCUGCCCGCUGAGUUGACGGGGUGACCGGAUAGCUUGGCAUUUCGUGUUCGGAGAGGUUUGAGUGUCAAGUUUCCAUGAUGGUUAUUCCUUUUGCCAUUCUGCGCUGUGAAAUGGGAUCAUUGCGGCAGUUCACGUCAUCUCGAAGCAGCGGCCGUGAUGGUGCAGGUUCCAUUCUCUUCCCACAGGGCAGCAUCAGCCUGAACUUGCUCUUUUCACAGAGCUCCUGAUACAGGAAGGAAAUGUACUGACAUCAAGCUACUACCGACAGCGCUGUGUCUUUGCAAAAAGAAUCCAUUGUUUCUGAAUGUACAGCCUUGUUUUUCACAGUAUCCUUGUGUCAGGACUGUGAGUGUUGGAACCCGCAGAACGUACUGAUCACAGAACUCCUUGUCAUUGAUUAUCGACCCCUGAGUUCACAAAAGGGAUGUUCCUUCCUUUGAAAUCAAGACACUUUAAUCAAAGCAAAAGAGCAAUAAUUUACAAAAGGCACAUGUAGAUAAAUGGAAAUUAUUUUUGGAGCAGGGAAAAUAACGGUUUUAUUUUGAAAUGGGUUGAUGUCUUUGAUCAGCAUGAAUGAAUGAAUUACAACAUAAAAUAUAAUAUAAUGCAAUUUUAUAUAAUUCAAUAAAAUUUUUCAAGCA
Molecule: messenger RNA, 3192 nt
Organism: Hypanus sabinus (Atlantic stingray)
Lineage: Eukaryota; Metazoa; Chordata; Chondrichthyes; Myliobatiformes; Dasyatidae
Gene: nt5e
Product: 5'-nucleotidase, ecto (CD73)
Exons: 9
Coding region: 561-2273 (570 amino acids)
Biological process (GO): AMP catabolic process
Cellular component (GO): plasma membrane
Molecular function (GO): 5'-nucleotidase activity; metal ion binding; nucleotide binding
Source: RefSeq, a predicted model, not a curated record